Penicillium cinerascens is the source of this 1311-nucleotide messenger RNA. RefSeq lists its product as uncharacterized. Gene Ontology annotation, biological process: secondary metabolite biosynthetic process. Bases 1 to 1311 code for a protein of 436 amino acids. The transcript has 7 exons. Gene Ontology annotation, molecular function: FAD binding; monooxygenase activity. The record is from RefSeq and is a predicted model, not a curated record. NCBI's taxonomy places the organism in Eukaryota, Fungi, Ascomycota, Eurotiomycetes, Eurotiales, Aspergillaceae.
AUGACGGUCUCGGAAACUGCGAAUGGCGACCCGGUCAAGCCGACGGGGAUCAAGGUGGUUGUGGUCGGUGCUGGAUUUGGCGGGUUAACUGCUGCAAUCGAGUGUCACCGCCAAGGACACGGUGUGGAAAUAUAUGAAUCAUUUCCAGGUGACUACCACGGACGAUCCCUGGGAGAUAUCAUCUCAUUUGGUCCCAACGCGGGUCGAAUCUUUCGUCGCUGGUCCGACGGUGAUGUUGCAGAACGCCUAAGACCUCUUAGCAUCAAUUUGGAACACCACGGCUUCAAAAUCCAUAAAUGGACGGGUGAGCUCGUUCAUACACAGCUACCUCAUAAGUACGAUCCGACUGCGCCUGUCUUCAACGGCCAUCGAGGCGAACUGCACACCAUUGUCUUCAACUAUGCCAAGGAUGAGUUGGGCAUUCCGAUUCAUCUUGGCCAGAGAGUCACUGAGUAUUUUGAGGACGAGAAUCAGGCAGGGAUUGUGCUUGAAAGCGGCCAGAAAUGGGUGGUGCUGACAUCUCUUCAGAUCACCGCGGAUCUAGUCGUCGGUGCAGACGGUGUCCGCUCCAAGGCCCGAGAACUAGUUUUAGGCUAUUAUGACAAGCCCAAAUCCAGUGGAUAUGCUGUAUUCCGAGCAUGGUUCUCCAACAAGGAUAUGAUCCGCGACCCACGCACGAAGCAUUUCUGCGAGAAUGGCGAUACCUUCAACGGCUGGAUCGGACCCGAUGUACACUUUCUGUUCUCCACCGUAAAGAACGGUCAGGACUGUUGCUGGGUCUUGACGCACAAGGACGAAGCCGACAUCGAAGAAUCAUGGUCCUUUCCCGGAAACCUCGAAGAUGUAUACAAAGUAAUCGAAGGCUGGGACCCAAUCUGCAAAGCAAUCGUGGAAAAGACCCCCUCAAUCGUCGACUGGAAACUCGUAUACCGAGACCCCCUUCCUCGGUGGGUAAGCGACCACGGCCGAAUCGCGCUCCUCGGCGAUGCUGCGCACCCUUUCCUUCCCACGUCUGCCCAGGGGGCGACGCAGGCGAUGGAGGAUGGAGUCGUGCUGGGUGUUUGUCUGAAACGAGGCGGCAAGGCUAAUGUGCCAGCCUCCGUGCGGGCUUAUCAAGAUAUUCGAUAUGAGCGUGUGAGAGCGGUUCAGAAGACGGGUGAGACUACGAGGGAUAUGUGGCAUAAGGCGGAUUGGGAUAAGGUUGCCAAGGAUCCUGAGUCUAUUCAGCUUCCGAGGGAGGAUUGGAUCUUUCGAUUUGAUGCAGAGAAGAAUGCGGAGGAGAGAUUUGGGAAAUUGGUUGAGGUGAAUUAG